AUGAACCGCCCCUUCGGAGCUGUGGAUGUCUCGGCGAAUCUCAAGGGCGCCGUGCCGAAAACUGCCACUCAGAAGAUUUUAGUAGCCCUUGCUGAGAAGAAAGAGGUGGUGCAGAAGUCAUACGGUAAAACGACUUUCUUCGUAGCGAAUCAGGCCAACCUCGGAGAAUUGCCCGCGGAGAAACUCUCUGCAUUGGAGACCGAGUACAAAGCCAUCGAGGAAGAAAAUACUGCGUUGGCCGCUGAGGUGAAAGUCGCGUCAGCAGAGCUAGCCAAGUUGAAGAGCACGCCGACCGAUGCGGAGCUGGCCACUCUGAUAGACGAAGUCGCUGCAGCCGUACGUAUCCAGUCUUAUCGCCACCUUGAACCACUGCGUUCUGGCACGCCUCUCGUAUCAGCGGCCGAAAUCGCUCAGUUGGACGCCGACUGGGUCAAAUGGCGAAUGGAAUGGGUCCGACGCAGGAAGAUAUUCAAAGACUUCUGGGAUCUCGCCACAGACGCUCUACCUCGGCAGGACGCCACCAAUCUGGCUGAAGACCUCGGGAUCGAGUACGACGCCGACGAGCACGCUGUAUUGGAACGCAACAGUCUAUGCACUUCUCUGGGCGCUAAUGGGAAGGCCAAGAAAUGA
Messenger RNA from Gloeophyllum trabeum ATCC 11539, 630 nucleotides. RefSeq names its product TBPIP-domain-containing protein. Gene Ontology annotation, biological process: meiotic strand invasion involved in reciprocal meiotic recombination; meiotic joint molecule formation; homologous chromosome pairing at meiosis. NCBI's taxonomy places the organism in Eukaryota, Fungi, Basidiomycota, Agaricomycetes, Gloeophyllales, Gloeophyllaceae. Gene Ontology annotation, molecular function: double-stranded DNA binding; recombinase activator activity. Gene Ontology annotation, cellular component: condensed nuclear chromosome; DNA recombinase auxiliary factor complex. Bases 1 to 630 code for a protein of 209 amino acids. The transcript is spliced from 5 exons. The record is from RefSeq and is a predicted model, not a curated record.